Messenger RNA from Myotis myotis, 7217 nucleotides. RefSeq names its product sorting nexin 29 (gene SNX29). The coding region runs from base 176 to 2632 and encodes 818 amino acids. The transcript is spliced from 22 exons. Lineage: Eukaryota; Metazoa; Chordata; Mammalia; Chiroptera; Vespertilionidae. Gene Ontology annotation, molecular function: phosphatidylinositol binding. The record is from RefSeq and is a predicted model, not a curated record.
CGGCGGGGCGGGGCGGGGCGCGCGGUGGCCCGGCCUGUCUGGAGCUCCGCGGCGGCAGGAGCGGCAAGGCGCAGGCACCGGCCCGGAGAGCGGCACCAUGAGCGGAAAAAGCAUUAAGAAUGAAAGCCUUCUUUUGGAAAGAUUGUAAUUGAGGCAGAAAAAGUGGUUGCUGAGGAUGGCAGGGGAAGUCCAAGGAUCACAGAACAAUGACAUGAAAAGACAGUUUCUGCUGGAGCGACUGCUGGAUGCCGUGAAACAGUGCCAGAUCCGCUUCGGAGGGAGAAAGGAAAUCGCCUCGGAUUCUGACAGCAGGGUGACCUGUCUGUGCGCCCAGUUUGAGGCCGUCCUACAGCAUGGCUUGAAGAGGAGUCGUGGAUUAGCACUAACAGCAGCUGCGAUCAAACAGGCAGCCGGCUUCUCCAGCAAAACGGAAACAGAGCCCGUGUUCUGGUUCUACGUGAAGGAGGUCCUCAGCAAGCACGAGCUGCAGCGCUUCUACUCCCUGCGCCACAUCGCCUCGGACGUGGGCCGCGGCCGGGCCUGGCUGCGUUGCGCCCUCAACGAACACUCGCUGGAGCGCUACCUGCACAUGCUCCUGGCCGACCGCAGCAGGCUCAGCACUUUUUAUGAAGACUGGUCUUUUGUGAUGGACGAAGAAAGGUCUAGCAUGCUUCCUACCAUGGCAGCUGGUCUGAACUCCAUCCUCUUCGCGAUCAACAUUGACAACAAGGAUUUAAAUGGGCAGAGCAAGUUUGCUCCUACUGUCUCGGACCUCUUAAAGGAGUCAACGCAGAAUGUGACUUCCUUGCUGAAGGAGUCCACGCAAGGAGUGAGCAGCCUUUUCCGGGAGAUCACGGCGUCCUCUGCUGUCUCCAUCCUCAUCAAACCUGAGCAGGAGACCGACCCCCUGCCCGUCAUGUCCAAGCACGUCAGUGCAGAUGCCAAAUGUAAAAAGGAACGGAAGAAGAAAAAGAAGGUGACCAAUAUUAUCUCAUUUGAUGAUGAAGAAGAUGAGCAGACCUCUGGUGAUGUUUUUAAAAAGAUACCUGGGACCGGGGAGAGCUCGGAGGAGAACUCUGACCGCUCCUCUGUCAAUAUCAUGGCCUUUGAAAGCCCCUUUGGACCUAAUUCCAUUGGAAGCCAGAGCAGCAACUCAUGGAAAAUUGAUUCUCUGUCUUUGAAUGGGGAGUUUGGGUACCAGAAGCUUGAUGUGAAAAGCAUCGACGAUGAAGAUGUGGAUGAAAAUGAGGAUGACGUGUACACGUCGGGAAGGAAGCGCACGGGCCACUCAGAGUCGCCUGAGAAGCCACUGGACGGGAACACCUGCCUCUCCCAGAUGCAGAGCUGGGCUCCUCUGCAGGUGCUGCACGGCGACACCGAUGUCCUCUUUCCGGUCAGUGGAGUGGGCUCCUUCAGCCCUGCAGAUGCCCCCCUCGGAAGCCUGGAGAACGGGACAGGACCCGAGGAUCACGCUCUCCCGGAGCCCGGACCUCGGUACAACGUGGAAGCCAGUCCUCCAGGCCAAGGAAGUCCUCUGAGCAGCUUGUUACCUCCUGCCUCGGUGCCAGAGUCGAUGACAAUUAGUGAACUGCGACAAGCCAUCGUGGCCAUGAUGAACCGGAAGGAUGAGCUGGAGGAAGAGAACAGAUCACUGCGGAGCCUGCUGGACGGUGAGAUGGAGCACUCGGCUGUCCUCCGGCAAGAGGUCGACACCUUGAAGAAGAAGGUGGCUGAGCAGGAGGAGCGGCACGUCAUGAAGAUCCAGGCCUUGGCAAGGGAAAAUGAGGUGCUCAAAGUCCAGCUGAAGAAGUAUGUGGGAGCUGUCCAGAUGCUGAAAAGAGAAGGUCAAACAGCUGAAGUGGUGCCCAACCUUUGGAAUGUCGAUGGAGAAGUCACUGUUGCCGAGCAGAAGCCGGGAGAAGUUGCUGAGGAACUAGCGAGCUCCUAUGAAAGAAAGCUCAUCGAGGUGGCGGAGAUGCACGGAGAGCUGAUCGAGUUCAACGAGCGCCUGCACCGGGCCCUGGUGGCCAAGGAAGCCCUCGUGUCCCAGAUGAGGCAGGAGCUCAUCGACCUCCGGGGACCGGUGCCUGGAGAUCUGAGUCAAACAUCGGAAGAUCAGAGUUUGUCAGAUUUCGAAAUAUCAAACCGGGCGCUGAUCAACGUCUGGAUCCCAUCCGUGUUUCUCCGGGGCAAAGCAGCGAACGCAUUCCAUGUGUAUCAGGUCUACAUCCGGAUAAAAGAUGAUGAGUGGAAUGUCUAUCGGCGGUACACAGAGUUUAGGAGUCUGCACCACAAGUUACAGAACAAAUACCCACAAGUGAGAGCCUACAACUUCCCACCCAAAAAGGCCAUUGGAAACAAGGACGCCAAGUUCGUGGAGGAGCGGAGGAAGCAGCUGCAGAGCUACCUGCGCAGCGUCAUGAACAAAGUCAUCCAGGCCGUCCCCGAGUUUGCCGCCAGCCCCAAGAAGGAGACCCUGGUUCAGCUGAUGCCCUUCUUCGUCGACGCCGCCCCUCCCGGAGAGCCACUGAGCAAGAGCAGCCGGCCCAGGGUGGCCUCCCGCUUCCCCAAGCUGUCCCGCAGCCACCCCAGGGAGACGCGCAACGUGGAGCCCCAGAGCGGCGACCUCUGACCUCCAUGGACUCCCAGACUCAGCCUCCGUGCUGCGCUGCUGCCUCCCCGGCCACCUGCCCCCAGUCCGGCCACGGCAGCCGGACCUGCCACCUGGAGUGACAGCCACACGCACCGGUGAACCUGAGAGCACACCUUCCACCGGUCACAUGGCACCGAUUAAACUGGUCAGACGUGGACACGUGGGCACCACUCUCCCGGGUCUGCCCGAGCAGCCAGGCUUCCUCCUCUCCCUCCAGCCCAGGGGCCGGCGGAGGGCCAGGUGGGCAUGGGGCCUCUGGUUCCCUCAGAAACGGCCUCUUGGCUUUUCCCACUGGGAGCUGGAAUGACUGUUACAGUCUUUCUCUUUUUCCUGCAACUGCCUGCUGCAGCCUGCGGCCCAGCGGGGGCGGUUUCCUUGCCGUUUCACUCCCCACCAGUAGCCAUUAGACACGACCCCUUGUUAGCGCCCCAUGGCCAGCCUCAGCUCUGCGGCUUCUCCCCCAGGAGACCCCGGGGCCUGUGUGAGAAGGAGCCCAUCGGCGAUGCUGAACUGUGGUUCCCGGGUGACGCCUGGCUUCUGGGAGGAGCGGCCCCCAGGAAGCCCAAGGCCCCUGAUCCGCAGGCACCUUGUAAGGUUUGGGGGACCUCCCCCAGCCAGCCAUCGGUGGCACCAUGGUGCCCCCACGGUGGAGCGCCCUGGGCUGCCCAGGAAUCGGUGGCCUCGCCUUCCCAGCCGAGAGGCCUUGGGCUGUGAGAGACUUGGUUCUGCAGAGGCUCUUAGGCCCUCGGCCUGCAGACCUGGCCCCCAAGUUCGUGGGCCACCGCAUGGCUCGCUGUGAACUGGGGCGCAUGUCCACCUUGAACAGAUCAUGGUCAUUCCCUAAGACAGACUGGAGGGCACCAGGCCCCUGGACUGAUAAAAUGAGAGCGUGGCCUCCCCCUGGCUCCCCCCAGCAUUCCAAGUCAGACCCUCCCGGGCCAGGGCCGCCGGCUGUGCAGAAUCAUGGACUUGCCUCUCCCCUGGGCGCAAGCACUGUGAGGAGGAGGCUGCAUUUCUGGGAGACACUAGAAAGCAGGUGCGAGGUUGUUUGUAAAGAGACUGCGCGGGGAUGAGUGAAACCUGAGGACAGAUCCGUAGGGAACUGGAUGACGAACCUGUGAAGGACAGUCAGUGGAGCUCACCACCUACGCGUCCCGGAGCCCUCAGCUCCACUCAGACCUCGGGGGCCCCAGGCGGGCUGUCUCUGGGAGGAAACCCUGUGCAGGGUAGUAAAGGUACCCGUGGACAGGAGAGCCGCCUCCUGUGUACAGCUGAGGUGCAGCUGCACAGCCCGCAGAGCUAUAGGCCGGAUCCCUUCUGGGGACAGCCAGGUGGGCCGAGGGCCUGUUCUCAGGGCGGCAGGAGUGAGUGGCAGGGGACCCUGCGGUCAGUCCAGGGUCAACCUCCUUCGUUUUAACUCCCAGCCCCACUGCACCCCGGCCCCUGCGGCUGCUCUGGACAGAGCCGCCCUCCGAAAUGGGCAGGUGCCCCACUCCAGCUGCCCCGCGCCACACGCCAUCUGCUCCACCUCCGUCGCCAUGACGGAGCCGAGAGACCUUCCAGCAUUGCCGUCUGGACAGCGGAGCCCGCUCCCCGACGUCUCUCCUUCUGGUCGUGUCAGCACCCACCUCAGCGGCCCCACCCGGCACCUGCCCCGAAACACGUCCGCAUGCGAUCCUCCAGGACCCUGCUCCCACCGCCAGGCGGACAGGUGCUCAGCCUGUACUCAAACAGGAGAAACCCUGCCUCCCAUCUUCCGAAGCUGACUUUUUCAUGGAAAACUCGCCCUGCUCUCCCACUGGUUGUAAAAGCACAUUCCUAGGGCCACACAGGAACUUCGCUGCUUGCUCGUUAUACCGUUUUGUGAUCAUGCAGAAACCCUGGAAUCACCUUUAACGUACAGACACCCCGAAUUUUAGCUCAGAUAUGCAUGUGACAUGCACAUUACAGCAACUCCUCAGAGCCUUAACUUUGGAAACAGACUGUUCUGCAGUGAUUUAGUCCACUCAGCUGCUGUGCAUGUGGAAGGAGGGACUUCCCUGUUCCCAGAGCAGGAAGACAGACCCCGGACCCAGCCAGGUGCACAGAUGCCAGCCCCUCGGGACUUUCCCCUGCCCUUCAACCUGGAUCCACUUCCGAGGGCAGGCUGCCGACCUCCCUGCGCACCCCCCCCAGCCCGCACCCCCCCCAGCCCACACCCCCCAGCCCGUGACCAUCCGCAGAAAGGACGGCCCGCAGUCGACCUGCAGUCGGCUGGGCAUGGCUGCUCCAGCUCAGCACCCAUCCCCGGCACACGGCUCCGUGAGGGACAGGCAGUCCCUUGCAGUGCGCCUAGCCGCAGUUAGAACAGCCAGCAUUUGUCCAGUCGGGCCCUGGGGGAGGAGGUGGCUCUCCCGUCCACAGUGGCACCUUUAAUACCCAACAGCUAGGCACACUGGGGUCGCCUGGUUACAGACGGGGUCACCUGACUGAGGAGUGAAGACAAGAUACCAUUGUGUGAAAUCUAGCAGGAGGCGCCAGCGGCGGGAGGGGGGGGUGUGGGCGCGCCUAAUCAUAGCGCUGGGCUCUGCCCCAGCUGGGAGCAUAUUAAGAUGAGCCCUUUGAUAACCACUGGAAUUUACCAGGGUGGCAGGUUGUGUGUUGUGCCUGUAACAAAACAGAGGCAAUCAAAGCUGUUCACGUCAUAGGAUCGAUAACACCACUGUUACCAGUGGGCGAGGCAGCAGGCCCGGGAGGCCCAGUAGUGAGUCCCCAGGUUUGGAGCCAGCACACCGCCCGCCAGCCAGGUGACGAGACGCAGCACUGCCGGCUUCCAGCACCAGCGUGGCCUCCUUUUUCUCUGGGUAUCACAUGGGACAGGUUGCCCACCUGAGUACCGGGUCCCAGGUCCCAGGCCUCAGCCCACCCCACCUGCUUGUGGUGGCAGCCCAGAGGUGCUGGCCACCCCUCACCUGGGGCCAGGCUGUUUUCUGGGUCCCAGCAGGGCCUUCUAACCAGUCCCUCCAGAGUCCUUCCUUCCUCCCUCUUGGUACCUCUGCACCAGCCUCAGCAUCUGUCCACCGGUUGGCACUUACAACUUGGCAGGCGUGUAACUGACUAAAGAACAGGCUGGCUUUCAGCCUCGCCCUGAGGAUGGGUGGGCCCACCUGCCUGAGAAGGGCCCUGCCAGCGGCCACACCUGCAGGACAUCAGCCUGGCUAAGGUACCUCCUAGCCGGGCACACCGCCUGUCUGGACCUCUCCCUGGCGGUUCCCUCGGGACGUGGUGCACAAUGGACGGCGCCCCAGCCUGCAGGCGGGCCUGGUAGAGGGCCCUUCCCUGGGCAGCGUCUGCCUCUGAGCAAGGGGUUUGCAGCGAUCAUGUUUCAAAUAUUGUGCAUUGUUUCAUUAAAGCUAACCUUAAGUAUUUGCUGUUCAGAUUAGCUUCUGUGCUAUUUUUGCACAAUUGUAGCACUGUAUAUUUUAUCUCAGAUUUCCGUGCCAAAAGUUCGUUUUCAUGUUUCUGUAGCACGCGGUCUUAAUUAUGUUUCUAAGCUAAAACAUCAGCUCCAGGAUCGACAGGCACAAGGCUGGAGGCCGACGAGCCCGAGCUCUGAGCGAACCCCCUGCUCAGCCCGCAGGCCCUGGAGUGGCCUCCGUGGUCCGUCUCCUGACUUCUCACCGUUUCCGCCAGAACACUGCCAGUGGAUGCUCCUGGCUUCAGUCACGGAGCCCUAAGACCAUGUUGAGUGGCUUCCCGACCGACCCAGUCAGCUUCUUUAGGAAAAAAUCUGAUUUCUCUAAACGAUGGCGCCUGGACGACCGUCCACGGUAGAGCAUGCUGGAGUCAUUAGCAUUUCAAUGUCCAGGGGUCAGUUCUUACCGGCCCGUGAACAUCUUCCCGUCAAAACUGGGAAACCACUAGCUGACCUGUCCAGGCUGCCACCUGCCCAUGAGGCCUCUCAGGUGAGCUGUGGAGGGAGAGGCCACUCGCUCACCCUCACAACUGUUUCCACCCGGAGGCCAGACAGGAGCUGCCCUUGCGAAGUCCGGGGCUGGGGACGCGGGAGAGCAGCCUGCUGACCACUCCGAGCUGGCCCUGGGGCGGUUUCUAGGGGUGAGGGGCGGGGCUGACGAGGGUUUCUAUUAUCUGGAUUCAUCCUGACCGUCUUCACCUCUGCAGCCUUAGCUCCGCCCCCUGCACAGCUGCUCAGUAAGCGUGGCUUGACUCAUCAGAUACUGACCUCGGGAGGAGGGGCUGUGGGUGCAGGGGCCACUGUGGGAGGCCUCAGCCUGGGUCCCAGGGACGCUGUCGGGGGUAAUACGGCAACGACGUGGAGUCUGGGCUACUAUCUGUGCCCAGGCCUGGGCGCGGGCGGGUUCGCUCUGAAACAUGUAGUAUUAUCGUAACUACCCUGUUAUGUUAAGGUUUACAUGAUAGAAUUUUUAAACAAAUGUGUUUAAUUUUCUAAACUCUCUUGUAUUAAAAUUUUCUUUUGGAACAAGCUGUGGUAAUUUUGUUACAAUCCGGUGGAGAUACACCUCUUUGCAAUGGCCAAUAAAAACGGUGACAUUUUAUACAUGAA